ACAGACCAAACAUCAGCAGUGAAGGUUAAAAUCAUCUUCUGGUAUGUUUUGCCCAUAUCUAUUACUGUGUUUCUUUUUUCUGUGAUGGGCUACUCCAUGUACAGAUAUAUCCAUGUUGGCAAAGAGAAACACCCAGCAAAUUUGAUUUGGAUUUAUGGAAAUGAAUUUGACAAAAGAUUCUUUGUCCCUGCUGAAAAAAUUGUGCUUAAUUUUAUCACCCUCAAUAUUGUGGAGGAUUCUAACACUUCUCAUAAGGAUGUAAGUGUAAGGGGAAAAAGCAACGAUGUAUGGGACCCGAAUGAGCCCCUUGAGGACCAGGAGCCACAUCAGGAGGAAAUGGAGGUGAAGAACUCAGGGUAUGCUUUACAUUGGAUGGAUAUUUUCUGUGACUCUGAGGAAAGCUCCAAGGGUAUGUCCCUAACCCAGCAAGGGUCACUGGGUGGAACAAUGGCCACAGAUAAAGCUGCCGUUGGAUACGAAGAGUCUGUAAGAACUGUUGACAUCUAUGUGGGGCCUGGAGAUCAAGAGCUCAGACUGCAGGAAGAGGCAUCCCUCCAAGGACAAUUCUUGGAGCAACAGGCAGCUUUGGCAGACCUGGGCUCCCCAACACCACUGUAUUCCUAUGCCCCUCAGCUGCAAGACUUGGGCCAGCUGUUGCCAAAGCACGUGGAUGCGGAAGAGGAGCCAGGUGAAGAGGCAUCCACCACACUGGUGGACUGGGACCCUCAGACUGGCAGGCUGUGCAUACCGUCCUUCUCUGCCUCUGAACAUGACUCUGAGGGAUGUGAGCUGCCUAAGUACAAGGAGCUCACAGAAGAAAGCCUCUUGUGUAGACUCUAUGAGGAUCAGGCUCCAGAAGAGUCAUCAAAAGAAAACAAAGCCUAUCUCCUGAAAUUUAUGGAGGACUGGGGAUUACACGUGCAAAUGGAGGACUAACACCUGAACUUCCCUUUGCCACACCCCUGCUGUUAGGAGGCACAUGAGUGCAAACAUAAUAGUGACCAAAC
Messenger RNA from Lontra canadensis (Northern American river otter), 1007 nucleotides. RefSeq names its product interleukin 20 receptor subunit alpha (gene IL20RA). Lineage: Eukaryota; Metazoa; Chordata; Mammalia; Carnivora; Mustelidae. The annotation marks the transcript as partial. The transcript is spliced from 2 exons. Gene Ontology annotation, molecular function: interleukin-20 binding. The record is from RefSeq and is a predicted model, not a curated record.